Molecule: messenger RNA, 1962 nt
Organism: Capsicum annuum
Lineage: Eukaryota; Viridiplantae; Streptophyta; Magnoliopsida; Solanales; Solanaceae
Exons: 2
Coding region: 651-1523 (290 amino acids)
Source: RefSeq, a predicted model, not a curated record
AGAUCAGUUAGAAGUUGUUAGUAGUGAUGUUAGCUGAGCUUCUAGAUCUUUCCUAGACAUUUUGUAUAAAUUGACAUACAGUCUGAGUAAUUCAAUUAAGCAGUUACAUUUUCUCUUCCUUUCUUUCUCUGUCAAGCUCUUCUCUCUCUCAUCCAACAUUAAUGGAGAUCCUUGAAUUCUCAAUUGUAAUAUGGUAUCAAAGCCACGAGAUUUUCUCACAUCUUAAACUGCUUCAAUAUUCUCGGCCCACAGAUCUUACAAAUCCUUCCAAUUUUCUACUUAGGGUCACUCUAUCUUCUAUAUACAAACUGUUUGAUGAAUUGCCUGAACGAGAUAUAGAAUCUUUCUGGGUUUUCCUCUUCGUAGUUUCUCUCAAUGGAAAACGAACCGAAUGCCAACAAAUUCCUGUAGCACCGACUACUGUGCAUCAAUUUAGUGAUGAUACGAUUUCUGCUUUGUACAUGCAUCCUUCUGAUAGCCCUGGUAUGGUGUUGGUUCCUACACCUUUUGAUGGAUUGGGUUUUCGUUCAUGGAGACGAAGUGUUCUUUGAGCUCUAUCAGUGAAAAAUAAACUGGGUUUCAUUACUGAUGAUUGCAAGCGACCUACGGAUGAUGCAGCCAAAUUACGUCAAUGGGAGAGAUGAGAUGAUAUGGUGACGUCUUGGAUUUUGAACUCCUUAUCUAAAGAGAUAGCUGAAAGUGUUGGGUAUGUCGCAAAUUCCACCAAAUUGUGGAAGGAACUAGAGGAUCGAUAUGACCAGACGAAUGGUGCUAAGUUAUACCAAAUUCAAAAGGAAAUUAGUGAUUUGGUACAAGAAUCUAUGGAUAUUACUACCUACUAUACGCGUAUGAAGAAACUCUGGGAAGAAUUCAACAAUUUAUCCUUUCGAGUCCAAUGUAGUUGUCAAUGUGUUUAUGGUGCAAAGGAGGGGACAUACAAGGCUGAGCAAGACAGGAGAUUGAUCCAGUUUCUUAUGGGCUUGAAUGGGGAAUACACUAGUGUCCGGGAAAGUAUAUUGAUGAUGAAUCCCUUACCUACCCUGGCCAAAGCUUUCUUUAUUUUGAUCCAAGAGGAGAAACAAAGAGAAUUCAAACAGCAUAAUCGCAUAGUAAUGGAAUCUACCUCACUACAUGUCAAUUCUGCUGGAUCUAGGAGCUAUUCAGGACCAUCGAAUACUGGGAGUUACAAGAAAAAUUACUUAAGUCAGAAUUUUGUAGGCAGUUCUAACAAUAGCAAGCCAUCUUGUGAUUAUUGUAAAAGACCUGGACACACCAAAGAUAGGUACUACAAGCUCCAUGGUUAUCCACAGAAUAAUGCACCUAGUGGACCUAGACAAAGCUAUCAAAGUUUCCCUAUCUCUCGUAAUGCUUUUAUGUAUCAACACCAAAAUUUUGGGCUCUACAAGAGUAAGCGGAUAGUAGCCAAUGUUCAUGGAUUUACAUCAAAUUUGAUGCAUACUCAUGGAGAUGAACCUGAUUCAAUAAUGGUUGUGAAAAGCCCUAAUAUCUCUAAGGACCAGUAAAAUCAGAUGAUGAAUCUACUCAGUCAAUUUCAGAUCAGCAACACAGUAAAGGGAAAUCCAAAUGUUGCACACAUGAAUGCUGGGUCUGUUAACUUUACAGGCCCCUUCAGUGAGGAGGACUCAGGUGAUUGGUAGUAGCAAGGUGGUCUAUACUAUCUCUGUUCCACAUGUCGGAAGAGCUCACAUCAUACCGCUGCUACUGAGUCACAUGUUCACAAGAAACUGACUACUUAUUUGUCUAUUCCUGAUCUGAUCAAGAACUAUCAAGCUACUGAUGCAUUCAUUCACUCUUGCCCUGCUUGUUCUCACGUUUCCAGCAAUAGUGUGGCAGGAGAAUCCAUGUCAAAUAAUGAUGUCACACAUAAUUUUCAUUCCCCUCGCUUUCUUUCCAAUGUAAAUAUACCAUCUCUUAUCAAUAAAACUAACUUGUUAGCUGGAA